AUGCUGUUGAUACUGCUGCUGUUGUUGCUGCUUCCGUUCCAGCUGGGCCUUGCUUCAGAGCUCGUAAACCCUGCUAUCAUUGACGUUGUGCUGGCAAUGCAGUCGGCGCGUCUUGCCAAUGCAUUCGUCGUUGAUAAGUUUCCUGUAGUCGUGGUGCGCCUGUACUUUGUCGGUGUAAUUGAAACUCUUGACGAACGUCUCAAUGUCUAUGUGGCCCUUUGUGUUUAUUGCCCAAUUGCGGUGGUUGAUGAAACUGAAGGUCGUUCAACAACAGCAUCUUCCAUCGGAGGAGGCAACGGACGCAAGGAAGCACGGUACUAG
Messenger RNA from Gamsiella multidivaricata, 321 nucleotides. RefSeq lists its product as uncharacterized. The transcript is spliced from 3 exons. NCBI's taxonomy places the organism in Eukaryota, Fungi, Mortierellomycota, Mortierellomycetes, Mortierellales, Mortierellaceae. The coding region runs from base 1 to 321 and encodes 106 amino acids. The record is from RefSeq and is a predicted model, not a curated record.